Nanorana parkeri is the source of this 1752-nucleotide messenger RNA. It is a transcript of the gene TXNIP, whose product is annotated as thioredoxin interacting protein. NCBI's taxonomy places the organism in Eukaryota, Metazoa, Chordata, Amphibia, Anura, Dicroglossidae. Gene Ontology annotation, cellular component: cytoplasm. Gene Ontology annotation, molecular function: ubiquitin protein ligase binding. The transcript is spliced from 9 exons. The record is from RefSeq and is a predicted model, not a curated record. Gene Ontology annotation, biological process: protein transport. The coding region runs from base 25 to 1752 and encodes 575 amino acids.
UGAACUUUACUUGGAUAUCCCACCAUGGUGGUCUUCAAGAAAAUCAAGUCCUUCGAGGUGGUCUUCACCGAGCCCGAGAAGGUCUACUGCGGAGGGGAGAAGGUGACCGGCAAGGUGCUGGUGGAAGUGGCCGAGGUGACCCGGGUGACGGAGGUCAAGCUGGUGGCCUGCGGAGUGGCCAAGGUGGUCUGGUCCUCCGGACCCCAGCACUGCAAGCAGGAGAUGGAGUACAUGAGAGUGGAGGACACCUUACACAUGGAGGACCAGCCUACUGAUUCUGAUGGCUCUGUGAUCCUCAGACCCGGCAACCACUACGAGUACAAGUUUGGAUUCGAGCUUCCUCAGGGGCCUUUGGGCUCAACGUUCAAGGGGAAGUACGGAUCUGUGAAAUAUCGGGUCAAAGCUUUCCUGGAGAGACCAUCGCUCCCAGCUCUGGAAGUGCAGAAGAAGUUUCAAGUGGUGGACCUGGUGGACGUGAACACUCCAGAUUUAAUGUCUCCUGUCUCCGGCAAGAAAUACAAGAAGAUGACUUGCCUGUUCAUCCCUGAUGGCCACAUCACCAUGAGUGCCAGCAUCAACCGCAAGGGAUUCUGUGAAGGCGACGACAUCUGCAUCUCCGCUGACUUUGAGAAUACCUGCUCCCGCAUCGUCGUCCCCAAAGCUGCCAUCAUCGCCAAGCACACCUACUUGGCCAACGGCCAGACCAAAGUCUUCUCCCAGAAGCUGUGCAGCGUGCGGGGGAACCACAUCAUCUCCGGCAUGACGGACUCCUGGAGAGGAAAGAGUAUCCGCGUCCCGAAGAUCAAACCUUCCAUCCUCAGCUGCAACAUCCUCAGAGUGGAAUACUCUUUACUGGUUUACGUCAGUGUCCCCGGAGCAAGGAAGGUCAUCCUGGACUUGCCCCUCGUCAUCGGCACCAACUCCUCUGGUUUCAGCAGCCGCACCUCAAGCAUGGCCAGCCAGGUCAGUUCGGAGAUGAGUUGGGUGACGCUGAACAUCCCCGGCACUCCAGAAGCUCCUCCUUGCUAUCUGGAUAUUGUUGCCGAGGACCACAGGAUUGAAAGCCCAACAACGCCUCUGAUCGAUGAGCUGGACAACAUCUGCGACAGUCCCAUCUUCAUGUACGCCCCGGAGUUCAAGUUCAUGCCGCCUCCGACCUACACCGAGGUAAGCUCGGAGAGUUCAUCUGUAGAAACAUCUCACUGGUGGACGCCAAUAAGAAUUCCUGCGCUGAUUAGACGGAACGUAGAAGCACUUGUUGUUUCCUCAAGCUCUGACCUUGGCGAGAAGCGCGGCUCCGAGCAGGUCCCAUCUUCUCCUCUUGCGGCCUUUUUCUUAUUUUGGAAGUUGACGCCGAGGGGGCCGCCAUCACUGCGAGAGUCGCCACCCCAAGACCGUUCUUCUUCAGAUGGGCCACCACAAUGCAAAGCCGUUGGCCCCGCCCAACCCUCGGCCCUGAGUUUGGGUUGUCCUAGUAGAUGGGAAACGAGGACUCUCCAAGGCCGCCGGUUCUCGGAGUCGAGUAUUUCAAGUCGCGAGAGCGAACGCCGACCUUCCUACGCCCCGAUGAUGAUGACUGUGGUGCCUUCUAUAUAUAAAGGGAAGUUCAUCGUCGGAAAGCAUUCCAGCGUGUGCUUUAUGUACCCGCCGGGCUCGGUGAACGCACUCCACGAGGUGACCUUCGAAGCCUGCGUCAGUAUCUGCGUCCCGUGCUUCGCAUCCUUCGCACCAGCUCUCCGGGACGUGUCGUGA